Vollenhovia emeryi is the source of this 9121-nucleotide messenger RNA. It is a transcript of the gene per, whose product is annotated as period circadian protein. Gene Ontology annotation, cellular component: nucleus; cytoplasm. Gene Ontology annotation, biological process: circadian regulation of gene expression; entrainment of circadian clock by photoperiod; negative regulation of transcription by RNA polymerase II. The record is from RefSeq and is a predicted model, not a curated record. The transcript has 19 exons. Lineage: Eukaryota; Metazoa; Arthropoda; Insecta; Hymenoptera; Formicidae. Gene Ontology annotation, molecular function: transcription cis-regulatory region binding; transcription corepressor binding. The coding region runs from base 236 to 3667 and encodes 1143 amino acids.
ACUCGUCCGUCGUCCUCGCGCACUUCGAGCGAAACAUUGGCAAACGCUGUCCUUCUCCUCCUCUCCGCCGACGUUGAUUUUCCUGUCCGAUCCGCGAUCAGAAUUCACGAAGGGCGAAGGGAGAGAUGAGUCGCGAACUCGACGCGAGUGCGUGCGCGUGGUGAGAGACAGGGGUGGUUUUUUGAGCUCAUUUAAAUUUUUUUUUUCGAAAAUCGUAUUUUGGAAGGAACUCAGAAUGGAGGAGGUAUCCGUGAAGAACGCCAAGGUGUCGGACUCGGGAUACUCCAACACCUGCAGCAACAGCCAGUCGCAGCUCAGCAGCGGCAGCUCGAACUCAAGGAACAGCAAUCGCUCCGAGAGCAGUGGCUACUGCGGUAGGCGUCCUUCGAUCUUUGGAUCCAGCAAUGAGGCGCUACCGCAGCCGAUCAGCAAGAGGAAGGACAAGGAGCACAAGAAGAAGAAGUCGAAAACGAUGGUGCUUAACGCCGUCGAGACGGAAGCCGGCCCGAAGACGGUGAUCGCGCUCCCGGAAGUUACGUCGUAUAACGCUGUCGCGCCGGCGAACACCGUGCUUGACAAGAAACCAGAAGAGAUAACCACCGUAGAAAUGGUGGACGCAACGGACCCCAGCGAGCACAACGGCGACACCGUCGCAGAUCCGGAAGCAGGCCUCGCUUCACGAACGGUCCCCCUGGACGAUUCCACGUCUCAGGCUAAUGAGGGAUUUUGCGCGGUGAUUUCGAUGCACGACGGCCUCGUGCUGUACACAACCCCGUCGAUAUGCACCGCCCUCGGCUAUCUCAAGGACGCCUGGAUUGGCCGGUCUUUCAUCGAUUAUGUGCAUCCAAAGGACAAGACCACCCUCGCCGAUCAGAUCACCAGUGGCAUCGCCUCGCCGCAAGAGGAACGGUCUAAGGGCAUCAAUGGCAGAAGGGCCAGUCUGUUUUGCGGUCUGCGGAGAUUCACCAGGUGCAACAUGCCAAACGGAUAUCGCGCGGACGCCAGGUCGAACCUGUAUCUACCGUUUCACCUGACCCUGUCGUUCCGAGACCUCCGGGAUCGAACGGCCGAGCAACAGCCCAGCAACCGAGCUAUGUUCCUCGUAGUUACCGCUCAACCCGUCCAUUCCGCAUACAAAGCGCCAGAAGAAACAAUAAUAUCUUCGGUAUUCACGACCCGCCACACCGCGACGUGCCACCUAUCCCAUGUCGAUCCCGACGUAGUCCAAUACUUCGGCUAUCUACCACAGGAUAUGGUUGGCCGUUCGCUGUUUGACUUCUACCAUCCCGAGGAUCUACCUUUCAUCAAAGACAUCUAUGAGACUGUAAUCAAGCUCGAAGGCGCCUCCUUCAGGUCGAAGCCGUACAGGUUCGCCGUGCAGAACGGGGGAUGCGUCGUCCUCGAGACCGAGUGGUCGUCCUUUAUCAAUCCCUGGACGAAAAAACUAGAGUUUGUCGUAGGUCAACAUCGGGUGCUCAAGGGACCGGUGGAUCCGGACAUCUUCCGCGUGUCGCGCGACACCGAGUGCGGCUACCUGGCCAGCAUCAGCGAGGAGGUGCUGAAGGAGGCCAAGAUCAUCCAGGGCGAGAUACGGGCGCUUCUCGACGAGAGCAUCCAGACAAUGUCAAAUAUAACCGAGCUCGACGUGUCAAAGCGAUGUAAGGAUCUAGCGUCCUUCAUGGAAAGUCUGCUGCAGGAGACGAGGGCGCCCGGUGUCGGCAAGGACGGACUACUCGCGGCGGACGAACUCAGGAGCUUUUCGGGAUCACGCAAUCCCUUGUUGCAGGAGCACGACAGCGUGAUGCUCGGUGAGAUCUCGCCCCAUCACGAGUACUACGACAGCAAGUCUUCCACGGAGACGCCGCCGAGCUACAACCAGCUCAACUACAACGAAAACAUCGAGCGCUUCUUCAAGAGCAAACCGCCGGUCGCGACCAUGUACGGCAGCGACGAGGAGAACGUUAAUUCCAGCAACGACGAAGGCGCGCGGAAGUGUAUGUCACCAAUAAACGGCAGCGGGGCAAGCGGCAGUGGUAGCGCGGAGAACCUGAGCAGCGGUUCCAACAAUCAGACGAGCUCGGCGAGUCGGGGCAAUGCGUCCAACACCGCCAGCAACAGUAACACCACCGCGACGGAGAGCUUCAAGCCGCCCACGCUAACGGAGUCGUUGCUGAACCGCCACAACGAGGACAUGGAGAAGCUAAUGAUGCAGAAGCACCGGGAGCUGCGCUCCAGCAUCAAGAACAGUGACAAGCUGAAAGACUCGCGCAUCAAGACGGAGAAGGUCAACGGUACAGACCAGAGCGCCCAUUAUGUCAAUCAGGGUCACGGCAUCAAGAGAAGUGGCAGUCAUAGCUGGGAGGGUGACAGUUUCAAGGUUUCCAAGUACGACAAAAUUUCGAGGACGAGCACGGCGGGUCCGGCGAACCUCACGACCACCGUCACCAACCUCGAUCAAUCGACCGUGGUGCAAACGGGGGCGAAUAUUAACCUGUGGCCACCGUUGUCGGUCACCGUGCCCUCCUCCGCACCUACACAAUCUUGUGUUCGAUCUCACAAUAUCAACUCGGAGGCCGUACCGAGAUUCCCAUUACUCCCGUCAAUGAUACCGGUGUACUACAUGCCGGUACCGCAACCCAGCGAGUCCGCGACGACGAGGAUGUCGUCGCAAGAGAAACUGGGUCCACCGCCGUCAACGCAACCGGCGCAACAGAAUCCUUACGUGUUUGCUCCAGUAUCUUACGUCGCGACGGCGAUGGCCGGUGUGAUCUAUCCGGCUGUGAUCGGCGCACCUCCACCGCGUGCUAUGAUGUACCGACCCUUUCUAAUACCCGAACAAGCACCGACGGCAACGACGCGCGAGAACCAGCAACUCAACGACAAGUGCGCCGAUCGCAAACGUCCGGCCAGUCAGGCGACCAGCGUCAAGGCUGAGCCGGGGAGCACAAUGGCCAUGUCCGAGUCUUCGAAAAAGGUUCUAUCACCCGGCGAGCUAUUCUCAUCAUGCGUGAGCAAUGACGGCGGCUGCUCAAGCGUGGUUGAUCUCUUAACACCGGUGAUUAUGAAGGAACAUCGCCGACCGACCGACUAUAACGGGGACGAGUCCAGCUCGUCCAGCUUCUAUAGCAGCUUUCUAUACAAGAGCAGCGACAGCAGCUGCAAUCCGGACCAGAAGAUAUGUGAGGUUUCUUCCGAGGUGGAAAAUCAAGCGCAAUGUCCGAAAAAUGUCCAAGGAGGGUCUCGAUCUUUCGAACACGCCAAGUGUCAUCAAGGAAUACGAAGGGAGGAUCCACCCUGGCUAGAGGGCGUCCAGCUGACGCCGGAGUUGAUCUACGAAUACCAGAUGCAUCCAAAGACAUUGAACGAGGUACUAAAGGCUGACCUAGACGCGAUGAAAAACUUCAAUCAGCCGUUAUUGGUGAACGAUCAACUGGGACAGCUCUAUCUGGAUCUGGAGAUGGAAAGGUUCGGCACCGAGCUCAUCCUCGAGGAGGGGAUCACGUCGAGCGGAAGCGAUAGCGGAAGUAGCAAUGGCAGUUGGACUGAAUCGCAGAGCAAGCAAAGGAGAAGAAUGGUGAAGUAUGGCAAGCUAGUGAUGAUCCACGAAGAGAACGCGCCUCUACCGCCUCCAUUACCGUUUCAGACUAUAUCUUGCCAGCAUUUAUAGAAGUUGCGACCAAUCCAUCGCGACUAAUCUCAAAAGGCACUAUAAAAGUUAAUGUUCGUUUCAUCAUGCUUGCAUUUCUCUCAAAUGCGUCCAAGAUCAAAUCGGAAUUAAUUCUUCGAGCCGAUCGAAUAUUCUUACCGAAAAGAAUUGCAAACGCGAAUUGACUUGUGUGUUGUGUGUGUGUGUGUAUAUAUAAGCAACGAAUGAAAUGCACUCAGUGAGGGAUACGUGAUUUUAAUCGACAUUCGAGAAUGACGCGAUUCCCGGAUCUUACACCUUUUUCGGAAGGAUCGAUUUCAAUUUAGGAAAUAAAAAGACAAUCAAGGAUCAUAAAUGUCAUGAAACAAUUUGACCAAGGGUACAAAGCUCGGAAAAACUUUUCAAGUUGCCUUAGCCAAGCAGCGAGUUCAAGUGUAUUUUUCCAAAUUCCUAACGCGAAGUAGAAUGCAUAAUUAAAUAUCUGUGAGAUUUUCCAUGAGAUAUUUGCAUCUACAUUAUAUUUAUGUACAGCGUGUUUCUCAAAGCCAAUGCUCUUUCCAUCGAUCGCGUGCUGAUUGAUGGAAUCAUAGUGAUCGAAAGAACGUGCAAUGAUUUUUAGAAAUGUCCCGUAGAGUGUAGAUAAUACAUUUAAUUACAAUAUUAAAGCAAGUAGAAAUGAUGACUGGUUUUCUCCACAAUGCGUCGAAGACAGAUUUGUGGUAAAAGAAAAAUUAGUGUAAUGUGAAUCUGACGCAUACACAAUUUUCAAUACCGUCCGUAUACAUGUUUGUGUUAUAAGUAAUUGUGUAUAUGAAUUGACCGAGAGAUUUCCUACAGUCGAUUUUGUACUAAUUGAGCGGACAUUGCGCACGAAUGUUGGAUAGACAAAAAAUACUUUUGAUAGCAUAAUUCUUGCGUAAUGGUCCGUUUUUCUAUCUCUAUUUUCGAUGCCCUUUUUUUCGCGAACGUUUACACAUAAGACUUAUUUGUACGCAAAUAUAUAUAUAUAAUAUAUAUAAAAUAUAUAUUUUAUAUACAUUUAUAUAUUUAAUAUAUGUAUGUAUAUACUUAAGAGAACAAUUUCGUAGGUAUCUGCGAAAUUUAAUUGCGCAAUGAGUGUCAGAUUUAGUUUUAUUUCUAUACAAUUAUAUUCUUUUGUUAAAUGCUUUUUCAACGUGGAAAGAGAGGACCAACACGACUGUAUCGAACGUCUUGAAAGUAUAUACAUGUAUAUCGAUAACGGGGUUUGUCUUGUUGUUUCGCAUCUCAGUGUUAAUUAAAUUAAAUUGCCGGUAUGGUUAAUACUGAAGAAGAGAGGAAAGAACAGCUCGUAAUAAAUCUGUUGGAAGAUAAUUGAUUGCAAUUACACAAAUAUUGCUUACUUUCCAUUAGUAUCAAAUUAGGUGGUUAAAAAUAUAUUUCUCAACCAAGUUCCGUUAUCGAUACAUAUAUAUCUUUGAUGCUUACCAGAGAACCUAAAAAUUGCCGAUAAAUUAUGCAAGAAUGUGCAUUUCAUUCGAAAUACGUACAAUUACAAGCCGUCGCUUGUAACUUUUUAGGGGUAAUAAUUAAACAGAGAGAUAGCUAAUCUACUAGCUACACAUCCGCACGUAAUAUCAAAAUACGUGCAGUAUUACCGCGGUGUCGUGUCGCAAUUUAUAUAUUCUGCGUUUUUAUAUCUCUGAAAGAUAUUUUAGACAAAAAUAUACAUAGAGAUAUAUGAGACUAGCGCGUAAGGAUCCACAUUUAUAUUUAUAAAUUAAACGUCUGUAUUUAGAUUUAGAUCUUGUAAUACGUGUUUCGUUUGUGUGCGUUUUUCACGACACUUUCGUCGAACAGUUUGAAAUUUGUAGAGAGAUUCGUGCAACAGAGCGCCAUAUUCUUCCCUGUUUUAUUCGCGUUCGAUAACGCUCCAUUUAUCGGAAUUUUGUAUAUCUAUAUUUACUUAUUGAAAAUCCUGGCCAAAAAUUUCAAAGAAGAUUAACAGAAAAAAUGUGCUUUGAAUAAAGCAACGUGUCUAAUUUUUAUGUAAUUUUCUUUGGAGUCUAUUAAUUCAUACUUGAGACAGAUUUCAAAUUAUCAUCUAAUUGUAAGUUUUAUUAAGAUCUAAAUUUAUCUUCCCUAAACAAAUUCUGGAUAAAUGAAGCUCAAUAGCGUGGCACGAAAUAAAAGGGUAAUGCGCACGACGACUACUCGAAUUGUACAAAUUUAAACUUGUAUAAGUCACGUGUUAUAAGUCACGUUUAGAAACUAACACGUCCACGUGAAAAUCGGACGGUCUUCGCUACAUCGUAACUAAAGACAGAGUUACAUAAUUACAGCGAUCGACCCAUGUCGCUUAACAAAUUAAUCUAUUUCAGAAAAUUGUGUCCAGUAAAUUUAGAACGCAUAAAUAUUAAUUAUUGUGCGAUAUAUACAUAUGUUAUAUGUAUAUACUAUAUAUACAUAUGUAUAUUCGGGAAAAAUAUUUUGUGUACUAUGCAUUUGCACACGUGUCGCAGUGGCCGGUACCGUUGUCAAUCAGAGACGAUAUUUUAUAUGGAUACCAGUUAUUAAAUAUCAGUUGGUUUCGGUUUUUCCGAAACACACACGAGAUCUAGUCUGGAUUACGACGUAGUUACUUCUUCAUAUAGAAAUUAUUUUUUACAUAAUACACAGCGAUCUAUACUUCGACGAAGGUAACUGAACGUGGGACUAUCGAUGCUAGAUUUUAAUGAUACACAUAACGCAUUUUGUUUUUCUCUUUAUACAUUAUAGAUAUCAAUACAAACGAAUACUACAGUAGGAAAUGGUUCUGGAAAUGGGUACUUGACUAUCAUUAGUGCUUAAAAGUUUUAUGGAAAGGCGCGGUAAAAAUUGUCAGAGUCUUAUUUAACAAGGAGCCGAAUCGCACGUAUCAUGGACGAUCUGUAUAUUUCUCGAAAAAUUCAUCGUACAAUAAUUUAUAAAUAUUCAUAAAUCAUUUCUAAAAUAAAUGAUAUAUCCAUGAGUAAUUAAUAAUACAUUAAUAAAAUGCAUAAGUGUGUAAGAAUAGACCCAGGUGUCUUUUAAAAUUCAGCCUGCGGUAUUCUCGGAUGAAUAAAAAAACUAGGCGAUCCUCUAGCGCUAGCACAAAUUGUGUGAUCUCACAGAGGAGCAAUGGCUUUCGCCGUAACUAGGUAACUAAGCGGAGUCUUUCUUUCUCUGAGAAUAGGGCGGAUACUAAUACUCGCAGUCGUAGAGCUUAUUGUAGCAUGUAAGGUGCGUCUGUGAUUCAUGGAAUUCCGAUUUACGCAAUACAGAUGCAGAAUCCUGUCACCUCCUAACAAGUCGAGUAAAUUCAAAAAAGAUUUGCGACGAGACGCUUACACGUAAUGAUUUUUUGACAACAAUGUAUAGACAUAUGUUUACCGAACAAACAACAAUAAUUUUAAUAGACCAAAUACAUGCUCAUGUGUAUGAAUGUGUUCCAUUUUCUGGCGAAACACAACUAAUAUUAAAUAUUAUGUGUUCAUCGGAAAAACAUGUACAUCUAAUAAAUAUAAAUUUGUUCCGAUUUGUCCACAUCCAGCAUACGGCAACUGAUUUUUUUCAACUAUUACCCUCUUGCUAUCGUACGAUAUCGAACGUUUUACUUGGCGCAGAAUAGAAGAGAAAUGGAAAAGCCCUUCUAGAGAUUCAUGAGGGAGGAAGAAAUAAUAAUCAACACAAAAAUCCUGUUCUUGGUAACUCUCUCAGUAAAGAGUAAAAUUUUUGAGCGAUUUUACUAUUAAUGCAGGAAGGUUCACUCUGUGUAUCUCGAUACACAAGAACAAGAUUGGAAGGUAUAGCCGAUUAGAAGAUUAUCGCUACAGAAAAAGACAUUGUUCGACCAUCUGUGUCAAAGUGAGCUGAACGUUUCGACCGGGAAGUUCAAUUAACGAAAACAGAAAAAAGGUUUCCCCUCCGAGCACGUAUCGUAUAUACAUAAAACGUGCCUUGCGUGUAAAAACAGAACUGGAAGACAAAUCAGCGUCAAAAUUUCGCAAAAACCACACACAUAAUGUGAAGAAAAAUGAGAUAACUGUACUACACUCAACAAUGCUGAACUUGAGAUCGUAACACGUAGUGUUUAAUUCGUGCUGGUGAGACUAACAAUGAUUAGAUAUUUUUUGUCCUCUUUAUCCUCACGAUAUCAUCACUUGCAAUAACACACGAUUGGUUUGCACAAUAUCGAAAACGAGAUGUUCUAUUAAAGAUCGAUAAAGGAGGAAGAAACCAUAUAUAAAGGUUACAGUGUCUCUUACAUUUUACAAUCAGUAUUCUCGCUUUUUCUUGGUGACUCCGUAUGCAAGAGAGUAAAAUGAAGAGUUACGUCUGUGCUAUCUUACUGUUAAUGUGCGUGGCGGCUUGCUCUAGUUUUACGCUUAAGGAUCCAGACUAUAAAGGGGUGUUGUGUAAGUUUGAAGACAAUUUCUAUCAACCGAACUUCUAUAAGCUUAAGCCCUGCUCUGCUCUGAUAUGUAGGGAAGAUGGUACACAUGAACAAUUAUAUUGCAAGGAACCCCCGAUCUGUCACUAUCCUUGGACGCCGUUGACUAUCAUUCGGAGGAUGAACAAGGAUUAUCCUUUUCCAGAAUGCUGUCCAGAACUAGAAUGUGGUGCCGAGGACUAACGAAUAACAGGAAAGGGCAUUGAAAUAUACAUGGUGGUAAUAAUUUCCGUACUGCAGCAGCGGUAUACAUAUAUGGGAACCAGAACUGGUAUCUACGGCUUGCGUAGCGUUUUCUCCUUCUCACCGCAAAAUAAAAAAACAUAAAAAAAACAAAAAUUAGUCAAAAGUCACAGAGCAACUACAAACUAUCUCCGCCCACGUCGUUAACUCUGGACAUUGACAAAGGAAAGUUCUCUGGACUAGUCUAUACGUUAUAUUCAUUCAUAUUAUCAAUAUUGCUCUUAGAUUCGAAAUUUCAUAGAUCUAUGCUCAGAAUUGGAAUCAGUGAUAUCAAAAAUCCCCAAAAUCUAUUCUUGAAAAAACAAAAAUGGUUUUAUUUAACUAUCCGUUCCUUGCCGUGACAAAACCACUUCUGCUACUCCGAACCAAUCUCGAAAUUCUGUAAAAUGUGUUUAUUAUUUACACAAAUAUAUUCUUUGAAAAACUCAUUAUUUUAAUAACAAAAUGACAAUGUAAAGAUUAAUGUCAAUCCUGAUACCAUUUAUAUUAGUCGCUAUAACAUAUUUCGCGAUCUCCUUUCUUUUCCUCAUCGUACGUCGAACGACACGAGUAUCGAUAAGCAAAAAAGCGUGAGUUUUGGAAACUUUCGUUUUGAAAGUGUUAACACGUUUGUUUAUUUCGAGUAUUGCGAUUUUACGUAAUUUUCGACAUCAUUGGUGCAGACACCUACCGAACCGACAAUAAUCAUUUUAAUAGACAUAAUAUACGCUUAUGUGUAUGAACCCGUUCCAUUUUCUGGCGAAACUCAACUGAUAUUAAAUAUUAUAUGCUCAUCGAAAAAA